This is a messenger RNA of Phytophthora sojae, 177 nucleotides long. RefSeq lists its product as hypothetical. NCBI's taxonomy places the organism in Eukaryota, Oomycota, Peronosporomycetes, Peronosporales, Peronosporaceae. The annotation marks the transcript as partial. The record is from RefSeq and is a predicted model, not a curated record. The transcript has a single exon.
AUGCUGCAAGCUAUCCGCCAGUUAGACGGUAGUGACGUCCUUGUUAUUCAAGACCAAAUGGACGUGACAUGCGGUAUCGUGAUGCAAACAAAUGUGCAGAAGUUGAUGUUCGAGCGCUGGGGCGACACGCUUACGAUGGAUUUCACUCACGGCACGAACAAUUUGGGCUAUCACUUG